UUUGUUCAAUCAGAAUCACCGUCCAAAAUGUAGUUCCCAUAUUCUCUCUCUUUUUCAUGGUUAAGGCAGUAGCAACUAAACUUAAUUGUUCUAUUUUUUAGUCCUUUUUCUCUCUAAUCCAUAUUCCACCUUCUUCAAUUCGCAAUCUUUAAUCACUUUCUCCCUCAAAUCUCUCAUUUUUUCAAUCUCUGUGUUUGUUUUAGCUUCUGGGUUUUGUUCAAAUCUGAGCUUCACAGCAGAUACUACUAUCAUUUUAUUCUCUUUUAUUCCUUUGUCAAAUUUUAUUCGACAAAAAUGACUGUAGAGCAAGGAAUUGGACAACCUAGAGACCAGUUUCCCAUUGGCAUGCGGGUUUUGGCCGUUGACGAUGACCCUACUUGCCUCUUGCUGCUAGAGACCCUGCUUCGUCGAUGCCAAUACCAUGUUACCACGACAAGUCAGGCAAUUGCAGCAUUGAAGAUGUUGAGAGAAAACAAGAACAAGUUUGACCUGGUUAUCAGUGAUGUGCAUAUGCCAGACAUGGAUGGUUUUAAAUUGCUGGAGCUCGUGGGGCUUGAGAUGGACCUACCUGUCAUAAUGUUGUCGGCAAAUAGUGAUCCAAAGCUUGUGAUGAAAGGGAUUAGUCAUGGAGCUUGUGAUUAUUUGCUGAAGCCUGUUCGAAUGGAGGAGUUAAAGAACAUCUGGCAACAUGUAAUUAGGAGAAGAAAAUUCAAUAACAAGGAUAGGAAUCACUUUGACAACCAAGACAAGCUUCAUCAUGGAAGUAGUGAAGCCACAGCCGACCAGAAGCUUAAUAAAAAAAGGAAGGACCAGAAUGAAGACGAGGAUGAGGAUCGUGAUGAUAAUGAACAUGAAAAUGAGGAUCCGACAACCCAAAAGAAACCUCGGGUUGUUUGGUCAGUAGAGCUGCAUCGCAAGUUUGUUGCAGCUGUUAAUCAGUUAGGCAUUGACAAAGCUGUCCCUAAAAAGAUUCUCGAUUUGAUGAAUGUUGAAAAGCUUACAAGAGAAAAUGUUGCGAGCCAUCUACAGAAAUAUAGGCUUUACCUUAAAAGGAUCAGCACUGUUGCAAAUCAGCAAGCUAAUAUGGUGGCAGCGUUAGGCAGUACAGAUUCUUCGUAUUUGCAAAUGAGUUCUGUGAAUGGACUUGGGUUCCCCAAUUUGGCUGGAACUGGGCAGUUUCAUAAUGCAGCUUUCAGAUCUCUCCCACCAAGUGGCAUGCUUGGUAGGUUGAAUUCGCCUGCUGCUCUUGGUAUGUGUGGUCUGCCUUCUAGUGGAGUGAUUCAAAUAGGUCCUUUGCCAACCCCAGGCCACUUGACUAAUUGUCAGAGCCAAUUUCAGUCAAUUGUGCAUACUGGAAAUGAUGGGAAUGUGCUUCAAGGGAUGCCGAUGUCAUUGGAAGUUGAUCAAAUACAACCUAACAAGGGUGUUACCUAUAUCAGAGAACUUCCUACUGAUGUUAAUAAUACAACUACUUUCUCUGUUUCCAAUGGUUUCCAGGAUGCAAAAAUAAUGGCUAGCAGCUCAAACAGUGCUUUCCUUGGUGUUUCAAACAAACCCUUGAUGUUAGAAGGGAGUGUUCAAGAGGUUCAAGAUGGCCGACAAUUUGGAAAACAAUCUUCUCUUACUGUGGCCUCUUUAGAUUCAGGAUUUUCUUCCAAUUUUUUGGAUCAUGGUAGAUGUAAUGACAGCUGGUCAAGUGCUGUUCAGUCAACAGGUGACCAAUCGAAUUCUUUUGGCAUAAAUGACUGUUUCAAACAAGCUACCCUGCUUCCUAGUAACAUCAGAGAUAGCAUGUCAACAAUGGCUUUGCAAAGUGGGAAUAAUCCUUCUCAAGUCUCUUCUAUUUCUACAGUGCCAAUUCACUUGCAGGACUCUAAGGCAGAUUUACAGUGCCAAAUAGCUUCAAUUAGAAGUAAUACCAGACAAAUAAUUAAUAAUGCCCCACAAGGGUGGGAUGACCAGAGCCAGAGGCGAGAUGCCACUUACCACUCAAAUGCCGAAUGUAGUUCAAUAAACUCUGUAAUUCCUAAUCAUGGCACUGGGAGUCCUAUGGGCCAGAGUUUGGACCCAAAUAAUGCAAUUUUCCAGAAAACCAAGAGCUUCAAUUCAACAAGGCAAUCAGAUAUUGUGGAUCCAUUUCUGUUGAAGCACAAUGAGGUUGACAAUUUGGCAAUGGAGACCCUGAUGAGUUCAAAUGAUGGAUAUGUGAUAGGCCAACAGAAGCCACAGGGUAGUUAUUUUUCUAAUAAUUUUGGCUCCUUGGAUGAUUUAGAGAGUGUAAUGGUGAAACAGGAGCAAGAUAAGGUGACAAUAACAGAAGAAGAAUUUGGGUUUGGUUCUUAUUCUCUUAGGACGUGCAUGUAAAGCAGUUUUUUGCUGCCAGAAUCUCCAAGAGAGAAGGAUCUGCCAUAGAAUCACGUUUUCCUUGUGUAAUUGAUACUUCAUUGAUCUGUGAUUUCCAUUUCUAGUUUUUCCCUAGACAACUCUAUGCUACUAGCAGUUGUUUUUAUUUCAGCAGAGCGAAUGUUUCUAGCUGGUUGAACAGUUUCAACUUGUGAAAAUUUCCAAGAGCGUUUUUGUUUUUGAACUAUAGGAAAUGCAUCUUCUUGAUCA
This is a messenger RNA of Hevea brasiliensis (rubber tree), 2613 nucleotides long. RefSeq names its product two-component response regulator ARR12. Gene Ontology annotation, molecular function: DNA-binding transcription factor activity; DNA binding. Gene Ontology annotation, biological process: phosphorelay signal transduction system; cytokinin-activated signaling pathway. NCBI's taxonomy places the organism in Eukaryota, Viridiplantae, Streptophyta, Magnoliopsida, Malpighiales, Euphorbiaceae. The transcript has 6 exons. The record is from RefSeq and is a predicted model, not a curated record. The coding region runs from base 295 to 2364 and encodes 689 amino acids.